This is a messenger RNA of Trypanosoma rangeli, 525 nucleotides long. RefSeq names its product Ca2+ transporting ATPase, plasma membrane. Lineage: Eukaryota; Euglenozoa; Kinetoplastea; Trypanosomatida; Trypanosomatidae. The record is from RefSeq and is a predicted model, not a curated record. The coding region runs from base 1 to 525 and encodes 174 amino acids. The transcript has a single exon.
AUGUUCAAUGCCCGGAAGGUGUACGCGGAGUUAAACUGUUUCGAGGGUUUGCACCGUUCAAAGCUUCUUUUAAUGAUUGUGACAUUUUGCCUUGGUUUUCAGGUGGUGGGCGUGUCAACCUUCGGGGAUGCCUUGGCGGUGUGCCCGCUUUCUCCACUAGCAUGGUUCUUCAGCGCUGCAAUCGCAGCCAUUGUGGUGCCUUUGGGCGUUCUUAGUCGUUUGGUGCCACUUACGGAGCGGGUCGUGAAGCGCAGGGAUCAAACGGGCGUUGCUGCGAGGAACUGCGUGAUGGAAAAGUUGUCAAGGAAGCUGGAGCAGGAGCAGCUGCAGAUGGGCACGGAUAACGGGAACUUUCUGCGCCUGGCGUUGCGGGCUCACGCGCAGUCACGUUGGCGGCAGGUGCAGGCGCAGCGUGUUAAGACGUUGCGCGUUGUGAACGCCUUCCGCCGGGCCGGCGUGGAUCGUGACAUGCGCAGUGCCGUUUCAAGGGACAUCUAUCAUCACUUUUUGCAGUUUUACCGGUAA